Sphaeramia orbicularis (orbiculate cardinalfish) is the source of this 1080-nucleotide messenger RNA. RefSeq names its product B-cell receptor CD22-like. The coding region runs from base 73 to 1080 and encodes 335 amino acids. The transcript has 5 exons. The record is from RefSeq and is a predicted model, not a curated record. NCBI's taxonomy places the organism in Eukaryota, Metazoa, Chordata, Actinopteri, Kurtiformes, Apogonidae.
UGUUAUGACUCUUUUUAAAAAUGAAUCUGUUAACAUCUUUUAAUUAAUCUAUAGUCAGAGUUAGACAGUGGGAUGAGAACAGCAACAACGAUGAGUUUAACAUCAGCAAGUGGAUUUAUCGUCUUCCUUCUCUCUGUUACAGUUGUUCAGGGUCAGAAUGAAUGGGGAGUGACUUACACUUCUACUCAGAUCUGUGCCUUAAAAGGAUCAACAGUCGACAUGAGCUGCACCUACACAUAUCCACAGUGGAUCGGAAGUCAUGUAACUACAGUUGAGGAAACAUUCUGGUUUAUUAAUAGCGGCAUUAACCUUGUAGAUCUGAAAACAAAGUCAGAGUACAAAUAUCGUGUGCAUUUUCCUUACCAUAAGAACGACUGUUCUGUGAGAAUCUCAGACCUGAGACAGAGCGACUCAGCUCAGUACCAGUUCAGGUUUAUAACAAACCAACCUGGUGGACAUUAUACUGGUUCACCUGGAGUCACUCUGACUGUCACAGAACGUCCAGAUCUCCAGGUCCAUGUGACCAGAUCAUCAUCCUGCAGGAAUUCUAAUUGUGUCCAAGUAGAGCUGAAGUGUCACAGCAGCUGUCGUCUACCUGACAAUUACAAAUACACCUGGAUCAAAAACAGAAAAGAGAUUUGGAUUGCUCCAACGGUUCCUUCAGUGUCUUUCAGUCCCUCUGGUGAAAUUAUAGAGGGCAGUUCAGUGACUCUGACCUGUACCAGUGAUGCAAACCCACCUGUUACUAAAUACACCUGGUACAAGAGAGGAAAGAAUCAACUUCAGUCAAGAGAUCCUCCCAGACUUCCCUCUGUGUCCGUGAGUCCGUCUGGUCAGAUAGUUCAGGGCAGUUCAGUGACUCUGACCUGUACCAGUGAUGCAAACCCACCUGUUACUAAAUACACCUGGUACAAGGAGGAUGAAGACUCACCAAAAGCAUCAGGACAGAACUUCACCAUCACUGACUUCAGAUCUGAACACAGUGGGAAUUAUUACUGUGAAGCCCAGAACAGCAGAGGACGACAGAACUCCACCUCACAUCUGCUUGUCCUAUCUGGUACGUUGUGUAUAUACUUUUAA